GUACUUUGUUGAUCAAGGUGUUUCAGAACGUUUUCAAAUAAGCGUACUGAUCAUGGGGGCAGCUUUUGGAAAAGUUUUAAAUUACUUAUACAUAGUUGACCAUGGUGAAGCAACAACUGAUUCUAAUCUAAAGAAAGCUAAGAUAACUUGCAUGUUAUCGUCAACUCAAAAGCCUGCAAAACCUAACCCUCAUUGGAAACACCUUGAGCUUCAGAAACCAGGUGAAGAGUUACGCAUAAGCAACCUCAAGGCUGGUGCGAAGUUCAUUCACGAAUCCAGGUGUAGUCGGGAGAAUAUCGCUGUGAUAAUGGAACCUAACAAUCAUGAAUCUGCAGCUUUUAUUGUCGCAUAUUUCUCUAUUUUAAGUGGAUUACCUGUAAAAUUAACUCGUAAAGCUGUUAUGAAAUGUAGAGAAAAAUUAGAUAUUACUAGUGAAUAUGAUUCUUUAAUUGAAUCAAUGCAAAAUUCAACCACAGCAAAAGAAUUACGUAAUGAUUUAUUCAAAGGUACAUCUGGUUAUACAGAAGAUAGAUUAAUUGAAGAUUUACGAAAAAUUUAUCAAUUAGCUGAAUUAGAUCCACCAACAUCAUCAGAAAUUUAUUUAGAAACACGACGUGAAAGUAUAAAAUUAGAAUCAACAACACAAAAUUCAUCUAAUCCAAUUUUUAAACGUUUAUCAAUUGAUAAAAAUAAACAAGAAUCACCUAAUGAAAUCAAUAUUAGUUCAUCUAAUCUACGUGAUAAAACACCAGAAGUAAUUGUAAAUGAAUAUGAUAAUAAUAAUAAUAAUAAUAAUAAUAAUAAUAAUAACAAUAUUAAACAAGAUCAAUUGAUGAAUACUUCAAUAAAUUCUUCAAUGAUUACACCACAUCAUUUAACUGAUCAUAAUAAUUCUAUAUUAAAUGAUGCUAAACAUGAUCUACAUCAAAUUGAUCAAGUUAAUAAUAAUACAAUUCAAAAUGGUACUAAACAAACUUCAUUUAAUCAUGAUAAAGAGAUUAAAACAAAAUUACCAGAUCCAUUAUAUAAUACUAAUAUAAAUACUACCAAUACAAUAAAUUCUCAAUCAUUCAUUAAUAAUUAUGAAAUUAAUCAUUCUAAUAGUAUGAAUAAAUUAAAAACUACAAAAGUAACAAUUAGUUAUGCUUUAUCACAUGAAUCAACAGAAGCUGAUGCUGUUGAACAAUAUUUAAAUAGUACUAGUGCAGAUGAACGUGAUAGAUUACGUAAACGUGUAAUAAUUACACAUGCUUAUUCAAAAGUUGAUAAUUCAAUGGAUCUUAUAUAGAUAGAAAAUUGAUCAUUCAAUUCAUCAAUUGAACAUUUUAAAAAAACAACAUACUACAUAUCAUCCAUCAUACGUAAUUUUUUUUCUUUUUUUAAAAAAAGUUCUCUUUUUUUCCCUUUUUUCUUUUUUUCUUUAUAAACAAAAAUAAACCCAUAUAUAUGAUUAGUGUCGUUAAUAUUUAUAUUUAUGAUUAAAAAAAAAUUAUCUUCAUUUCUUGUUAUGAACUAAUUCAGUUUCUAUAUCUUUUCAUAUUUAUUCUUAUUGUUACUAUGACGAUUAUGAUUAACGGCAUGUUUCUUUUUUUUUCUCGAAAAAAAGAAGAAACAAGUAUUUCUAUCGAUCAAUACAAAUUUGUUUUAAUCGUUCAAAUAUUUUAUGUUACACUUUUUUUUAUAAAAAAAAAAAGAAAAAGCAAAGAAAACGCAACAUCCAUAUUUGAAAAGUUUGUUUUUGUUAAAAAUGAUAAUUAUUACAACCAAAAAAAAGUGAAAUUAUUUUUCAAAGUUAACACUAUGGUUACUUUUUUAAAAGGAAACCUUAUGAAUUACAGGAAUAUU
Messenger RNA from Schistosoma margrebowiei, 1845 nucleotides. The record is from the annotation of a GenBank genome assembly. NCBI's taxonomy places the organism in Eukaryota, Metazoa, Platyhelminthes, Trematoda, Strigeidida, Schistosomatidae.